Diatraea saccharalis (sugarcane borer) is the source of this 2441-nucleotide messenger RNA. The record is from the annotation of a GenBank genome assembly. Lineage: Eukaryota; Metazoa; Arthropoda; Insecta; Lepidoptera; Crambidae.
AUUUACUUUGAAAGAGCUUAAAGAUGUCCCUACAGAGUACAUGCCCGACGAUAAGUCAAUUAUUAAAAAACUACAACAAAAGUAUUUAACUGAUAUAAUAAUCACCAAAAAAAUAGGAUCAUUUACAAUUAUAUCCUUCCGUGAUACACAGGUUAAUGUUUUAUCAAAAGCUUGGUACGAAAAUAAAAAAAAGUACUCCUGCAGAAGAGCGUUUACGGAUUGUAGAAGCUGCUGCGGCUAUUAUUAGGGAAGAUAUUAGAUCAUCUGUCGUUGAAACUAAGACGUAUCCACCUCCGAAUAAAAUGCUAGAUGAUAUUAAUGAAGAAAUACCAAAAACAUUAUCACAUUUUUUGGAAGAAAUUAUAUUAAAAAAUAGAAAAGGAGAAGUAGAUCAUUUAAAAACGAAAUGCACAUCUAUCAGUCACGCAAUAAUGUCUUCGAUACGAGAACGGUCAUUUUCGUCACAGCUACUAUUAGGCCUUUCUGUAUUUCUUCACAGAAGAUAUGGAUCCAAAAAAUUAUUGGAUGUUUUAUCAAAUUUAGGAUUUGCUGCAUCAUAUAGUAAUACCUUACAGUAUGAAGUUUCAGCAGUUUACCAUCCACAGCCUCGUAUUUUAUCAUCAGAGUCAGGUGCGUUUGUACAAUAUGUUGGAGACAAUGCAGAUAUUAAUGUCAGUACUCUUGACGGUAAUAAUACUCUUCACGUUAUGGGAAUGAUAAAAAUAGUUACUCCGAAAGAUGCUGUGAUUUAUGAUGAUCGCAUAAAAAAAUGUACAACUAAACCAAGUGCAAAGGAGUUGGCAACAAUAUCACAUAUAUCUCUUUUAGCAUAUGAAAAGCCAGUUGUACCUGGGUAUAGCAAGAUUCAAGUUCAAAAUGUACAUGAUGAUCAAGUACUAAUUGAAAAAAAUAUUGAUGCAGUUGAUUUUUUGUGGUUAUAUGGAAAAUGGAAGAAUUUUUCACCGUUGCCAGGAUGGAAUGGCUAUCUUGAACAACUUACGGAAAAUAAUAAGAAUUUUUCAACUUCUCAGGUUAUAUUUCUACCUUUCAUUGAUCAUCCUGCCAGUAAUUUAGACACAAUUUAUACCACUUUACAUUGUGCUAUAAAUAUUGCCAAGUCACAUCAACAAAAAGCGUGCAUAAUUACAUUUGAUCAACCCCUGUACUCUAAAGCACGUGAAAUGGUUGCUGCGUCAGAUACAAACUCAGACUUGUCUAAAACAGUUGUCAAACUAGGAGGAUUUCAUAUGCUCAUGUCCUUUCUUGGAUGCAUAGGAUAUGUAAUGGACGGUAGUGGUCUCAAGGAAGCUUUAAGCACAAUAUAUGCUACAAAUUCGGUCGACAAAAUGUUGAAUGGUCACGCUUAUGCAAGAAGUAUGAUAAAACUAGAGGAGACAAUGGAUGAACAGACUUUUGAGAACUUUAAAAACGGAUUCUUUACUGUAAAACGAACUGAAAAAUUUAAUUCUGGUACAUGGCCAGACAUGGUAAUCGAGCAAAGUCUUAUGAAAUCUAUGAAGACAGAAGGAGGAGUAUCUCGAGGCCGAAGUACACAAAAAAGUGUUCUAUGUAAGUGGGUAUAUGGUAUGUAUGCCACGAAUACAAUUUGUGAAGAAAUUGAACGGUUUUGUAAAAUUUCCUUCGAUUCUGUAGACCAACAUGUUGAUGCUAGAGAUUCACGAAUAAAAAGGGAUAAUACUGAUGUAAAUGAGCUGGUUGACUGGUUUACGCUUCAUAAUCCCUUUCCAAAUACGAAUCAGUUGGUAUCCUUAGCUUCAGGAAUUGUUGGAAAUGACCAAAUUAAUUGUCACAGAGCCCUUGAAAUCGGAUUGCAAUCUAUGGUAAAGAUAACUGGUUUGAACUUUAAUGAGAUAAAGUUAAAACGCGUCGAUAAGGUUUUACCGCUUUCAGCCGUUAACAAAUCUGUCAAAAUUAAUGAUUGUAAAGUCUCUGUAGAUCCAUUGUUACUUUUCCAGAGAAUAACUGUAAGUAAAAAAUUUGAAAGUAAUCUACAAGAAUAUCUUCAAUAUGAACUAAGCCCGUAUCCGACAUCUUUAUUUGAUAGUAAUGGCAUGAGAAAAACCACAAAAGCGACAUUAUAUGACAAUAUGGUACCUGUCGAUAUCGAUCUUGAUGAAAAUAAUGUAACGUACGUUGUCGAUGGUGGAUUUCUUCUGCAUCGCGUCGUGUGGAGCAAAGACGAUACUUUCUCCAUUAUUUUAGAUAAAUACAUUAAAUAUUUACAAACACAUUAUGGCUCGAAAAUCGUUGUUGUAUUUGACGGAUAUUCGGACUAUAGUAAAAAUAUUAAAGCAAUGGAACAACAAAGAAGAACUGCAGCACUUUCAAAAUCAUAUGAAGUUUGUUUUGACGAAACAAUGAUUGUGCCAAUCAGCCAAGCAAAAUUUUUAUCAAAUAAGUCGAAUAAAAAAAAAUUAUAG